GAUGUGCUGAUGGAGCUUCUCGAACAGUGUGCAGAUGGCCUUUGGAAAGCUGAGCGUUAUGAGCUAAUUGCAGACAUCUAUAAACUCAUCAUUCCCAUUUAUGAAAAGCGUAGGGAUUUUGAGAGACUCGCUCAUUUAUAUGACACUCUUCAUCGGGCUUACAGCAAGGUUACGGAAGUGAUGCAUACAGGCAAGAGACUUCUGGGGACCUAUUUUAGAGUGGCCUUCUUUGGACAAGGUUUCUUUGAAGAAGAGGAUGGGAAGGAGUAUAUUUACAAGGAGCCCAAGCUCACUCCACUGUCUGAGAUCUCCCAACGCCUUCUCAAGCUGUAUUCAGACAAGUUUGGUGCUGAAAAUGUGAAAAUGAUACAGGAUUCUGGCAAGAUAAACCCAAAAGACUUGGACUCCAAAUACGCCUACAUCCAAGUCACACAUGUCACGCCUUACUUUGAAGACAAAGAACUGCAGGAAAGAAAAACAGAGUUUGAAAAA
This is a messenger RNA of Staurois parvus, 492 nucleotides long. Lineage: Eukaryota; Metazoa; Chordata; Amphibia; Anura; Ranidae. The record is from the annotation of a GenBank genome assembly.